CGCAGGUCACCCUCACCCAUGUACAUCUUGUGGGCCUCUUCAUUUCUGUAUUUUUCCUUCACUUCCCAUCUCCUCUUGUUCUUGGUGUUUACUUCAGAGAGAUGAGAGCAUGUUUGGAGAUCUUAUGAACCCUGUUUCCACUGCAUUUGGUUCUUCUUCUGCUAACCAAAUGACAUUGACAACGACUCCUUUAACCUCCAACCUCUUCUGCUACAAGUUCGCCAGGACCAAAGUUGUCCAGAGGAAAUGUGGGAUAUGGGUUGGAGGCCGCGGCCGAGGCCGAUUCUCUCUCAAUCGUCAUCUCCCAAUCUUUUGCCAAUCCAAGACAGAGGAAAUGCAGAUAAGAAGGUACUCUCCUUUCCUGGAAAGUUCAUUACUGUCAUGUAAUGGUGCCUUGGCCUCUGAUGAGUGGAAAGCAGUUCCUGACAUAUGGAGGUCUUCAGCAGAUAAAUAUGGUGAUCAGGUUGCAGUGGUGGAUCCAUACCAUUCUCCACCUUCACAAAUGACUUAUAAACAGCUAGAGCAGGAGAUUUUAAACUUCUCUGAGGGCCUAAGAGUUAUUGGAGUAAAGCCAGAUGAAAAGCUAGCACUUUUUGCUGAUAAUUCAUGUCGGUGGCUUGUUGCAGAUCAAGGUAUAAUGGCCACUGGAGCAAUCAAUGUGGUAAGGGGUUCAAGGUCAUCAGUUGAAGAGCUAUUGCACAUAUACAGUCACUCUGAAAGUGUUGCACUUGCAGUGGACGGUCCUGAAAUGUUCAAUCGAAUGGCCAAAACAUUUAUUUCCAAGGCUUCUAUGAGAUUUGUUCUUCUACUUUGGGGGGAGAAGUCAUCCCUGGCUUGUGAUGGACUAGAGGGGAUGCCUGUUUUUAAUUAUAAGGAAAUUGUAGAUUUGGGACAAGAGAGUCGCAAGUCUCUGCUUGAUUCUCAUGAUGCUAGACAACACCAUACGUAUGAAGCCAUCAGCUCUGAUGAUAUUGCUACACUUGUAUACACAAGUGGAACCACUGGCAACCCGAAAGGCGUUUUGCUUACGCAUCGGAAUCUGCUACACCAGAUAAAAAAUUUGUGGGACAUUGUGCCUGCUGAAAUUGGUGAUAGAUUUCUAAGCAUGCUUCCACCUUGGCAUGCAUAUGAAAGAGCUUCUGAGUAUUUUAUAUUCACACAUGGAACUGAACAAGUAUACACGACUGUGAGAAACUUGAAGGAUGAUUUGCAACAUUAUCAACCACAGUAUGUGAUUUCUGUUCCAUUAGUAUAUGAGACGCUCUACAGUGGGAUCCAAAGGCAAAUUUCUACUAGCUCCCCUCUGCGUAAGCUUAUUGCAUCUAUGUUUAUAAGGGUCAGCUUGACAUACAUGGAAUUGAAGAGGAUUUAUGAGGGAAAAUGUCUAACGAGGAAUCAGAAGCAACCUUCAUAUCUUGUUUCAAUGUUGGACUGGUUAUGGGCAAGAUUUAUUGCAGCAAUAUUAUAUCCGUUGCAUAUGUUGGCAAAGAAAGUUGUUUAUAGUAAAAUCCACUCUGCUAUCGGAAUAUCAAAGGCUGGCAUAAGUGGAGGCGGUAGCUUACCUUUGCAUGUUGAUAAGUUUUUUGAGGCAAUUGGUGUGAAAGUGCAGAAUGGGUAUGGUUUAACAGAGUCUUCUCCUGUUGUUGCUGCUCGACGGCUUACCUGUAAUGUUCUUGGCUCAGUUGGGCAUCCGAUUCAACAUACAGAGUUCAAAAUUGUAGAUUCUGAAACCAAUGAAGUUCUCUCACCUGGUUUAAAGGGCAUUGUAAAAGUUAGGGGGCCACAAGUGAUGAAAGGUUACUACAAGAAUCCAUCGGCUACAAAGCAAGUCAUAGAUGAGGAUGGUUGGCUAAGCACUGGCGAUAUAGGUUGGAUUGCUCCUCACCAUUCAACUGGGCGAAGUCGUCGUUGUGGAGGUGUGAUUGUUCUUGAAGGACGUGCGAAGGAUACUAUAGUUCUCUCUACUGGAGAAAAUGUUGAACCAGCAGAGCUUGAAGAAGCUGCUCUCAGAAGUAGUCUAAUUCAACAAAUAGUUGUUAUUGGCCAGGAUCAGCGACGUCUUGGAGCUAUAAUUGUUCCAAACAAAGAAGGGGUUCUAUUGGCAGCAAAAGAACUGUCCGUUUUAGAUGCCAAUGCCUCUGACCUUAGUAAGGAAAAAAUGACCAGCCUGUUAUAUAAAGAAUUGAGAACAUGGACUUCAGAGUGCUCAUUUCAAAUAGGACCAAUCCUAGUUGUGGACGAGCCCUUUACUCUUGAUAAUGAUUUAUUGACACCGACCAUGAAAAUUCGGAGGGACAAAGUUGUUGCUCUGUACAGGGAGCAAAUAGACAAUCUCUUCAAGUAAAAUUUCCCCUGGAAAAUGAACCUAUAAGCCAUGAGCUGUAUUUUAUGGAUUCUUUAUCAUGGCUGUGAUUGCUUAAAAGCUGUGUGAUGUGUCACUCAUUCAUAGAGAAAGUAGGUGCAUGCAUACAUUCAAAAUUGAAGUUUAACAUGUUAAUAAUAAGUUCGACAGCUAAAACAGUUGAGCUAUAUGCUUGUUUGCCUUCUUUUUUGUUUGAAGUGAUUGCUUGUUAGCCACAGGAUUCAAUUCUCUAAUAUAAGAACUCUGAUAUCAGUGGACAGAUAUAAAGCUUGUGCAAGUUUUAGUUUUA
Molecule: messenger RNA, 2651 nt
Organism: Corylus avellana
Lineage: Eukaryota; Viridiplantae; Streptophyta; Magnoliopsida; Fagales; Betulaceae
Product: putative acyl-activating enzyme 16, chloroplastic
Biological process (GO): fatty acid elongation
Cellular component (GO): chloroplast
Molecular function (GO): long-chain fatty acid [acyl-carrier-protein] ligase activity
Source: RefSeq, a predicted model, not a curated record